GUACAUUUCUCUAGAAAAAAAUUUUAUAUAAUUUAUAAAUAUAUUUUUAUAUAAUUCUUAAAUAUAUUUCAUGACAGAGCGAAUAAUGCAAUGUUCACUAUCUCGUCACGUGCAUAACUGAUGAUUGAUGAUGGUAAAACGAUCAUUAGAGACUAGAAUAGAUUAGAUAGUAACAUUGAGAAUUAUUUUUCAUUUUAAAGUUUUUUCGAUGAUUGCUCAAAACCCGUAUUAUCUUGCAUUCUACGCUUUCCAACUAUUUUGUUCAGAGGUCAUGUAAUUUAUUUAGAAUACCGAGUGGAAAGGGAAAUGUUUAUUCAGAUAUCGCAGACGAUGCGUCUUCUUAAUCUUUUGUCUCGUCUUGUCGCCUUCCACAAAUACCUGCCAAUAAUGUGGCCACGUUGCAUCAGCGGCAGACGAUCCGCGUGACGCGACGAUUUAGAGCACAUGCGCGAUGUACAAUGCGGAAGACGCAACUUUAUAAUCUCUGUUUGUUUGCCGUCGGCGACAUGCACCUCACCCAUGAUUAAAUUAUCAAAAUGUAGCUGCAACGAUAACAACUUGUCCUCGAAAGUUGUCUCCGUGAUACGUAUAAGAUCUGCGCAUUGAACCAACUUCUUCAUAUUGUUGUGGAACAUGCCGUUCGAUUGAGACGCGCGCUGUGCCUUUGAAUUCGUCGCAAUAAAAUUUCCGUGUCAUUGUACGAUAUCGGCACUUUGAUACAGAAUUUCACAAAAUUGAAGCAAAGAGACAUCAUGUUGGAGAUAAAAGUGCUAGACGGUGGAUUUUCCACGCAGCUGUCCACUCACGUGGGUGAAAAGAUCGACGGUGAUCCUCUGUGGACCGCACGCUUCCUCAUUACGGAUUCGAACGCUGUCUUCGCUACUCAUUUGGACUUUUUACGAGCUGGCGCCGACAUUAUACAGACGAACACGUAUCAAGCGACAAUUGAUGGCUUCAUAAAAUAUCUGGAAGUCACUGAAAAAGAGGGUCUUCAGAUAAUCCACAAAGCUGUUGAUUACGCCAAGGACGCGUUAAAUGUUUACAUCGAAGAAAUAAAGGAUGACGCAAACGUGACGAACCGAAAACCAUUGAUCGCUGGAUCGUGCGGUCCUUAUGGCGCCAGUUUGCACGAUGGCUCAGAGUACACUGGUUCGUACGCCACACGUGUAUCGCGAGAAUUUUUAAUCGAUUGGCACAGGCCUCGUAUACGGGCGCUAUUAGACGAAGGCGUUGAUCUAUUGGCUAUAGAAACGAUACCUUGCGUACGCGAGGCAGAGGCUGUAAUCGAUUUGCUCAAGGAAUUUCCAAAUGCACGUGCGUGGUUGUCGUUUUCUUGUAAAGACGACGGGAAGAGUCUAGCAGAUGGUGGCAAUUUUCAGGAGAUCGCUGUGCGAUGUUACAAAAAUGCGCUACCUGGACAGAUAAUAGCAAUCGGCGUUAACUGUAUCGCUCCAUAUUUGGUCACCACCUUAUUUAAAGGCAUCAAUAAAGGCAGCACAGACGACCUUAUACCAUUGGUGGUAUAUCCUAAUAGCGGCGAAAGGUAUGUGGUAUCUGAGGGAUGGAAAAAGGAAGGUGAAACUCCGUCUUUGCACGAAUUCAUUGACGAAUGGCUGGAUCUCGGCGUACGUUACAUUGGAGGAUGUUGCAGGACAUAUGCUACAGAUAUAAAAAAAAUAAGAGCCAAAGUGGACCAACAUAGAGAUACAAUAAUUUAACGAACAUUGAUAAUAAUAUUCUAUGUAAUUUCCAUGACAGAUAUAAAAGUAUGCCUAAUGUUUGUCAUAUUAUAUAUUUUAAACAGCAAAUUGUUUGUGUUUUAACAGAAUUACGUGCCAUAAUAUUCCUUUUAAGAAUUUUUAUAUUUAUAUGUAUAAAAUAUUCAUUAAGCAUAUCAAGGUUACUGAAGUAUAUCAAAUUUAAUGAAUAUUUUUUAUUGAUAAAUAAAUAUUGUACAAAGGCCUUACAUGGUCUUCUUUUCAUAGAGAUAUACGUGAAUUACUAUUAAUCUGAUAUUUGCCUUCAUUGUGAAAAUAAUUUGGUAUAUUUUUGUAUAACAAUCAGUAGCAAAUUUAAGUUUUUGGAAUCGAAGUUAUUUGUGAAAGGCCCUUUUAGGAAGGGAGCGAGAGGCAAUAGAUCUACUUUUUUUACAUUUAAAGAAUCAUUUUGAACUUAAAAAACCUUGCAUUUGACGCAUAAAAUUGCAAAAAAACAAUCUUCUAAAAUCAGAAACAGCAUGUUGAAGAAUUU
Molecule: messenger RNA, 2250 nt
Organism: Linepithema humile (Argentine ant)
Lineage: Eukaryota; Metazoa; Arthropoda; Insecta; Hymenoptera; Formicidae
Product: homocysteine S-methyltransferase-like
Biological process (GO): S-methylmethionine cycle
Molecular function (GO): zinc ion binding; S-adenosylmethionine-homocysteine S-methyltransferase activity
Source: RefSeq, a predicted model, not a curated record